Molecule: messenger RNA, 942 nt
Organism: Kuraishia capsulata CBS 1993
Lineage: Eukaryota; Fungi; Ascomycota; Pichiomycetes; Pichiales; Pichiaceae
Exons: 1
Coding region: 1-942 (313 amino acids)
Biological process (GO): mismatch repair; DNA replication, removal of RNA primer
Cellular component (GO): ribonuclease H2 complex
Molecular function (GO): RNA binding; RNA-DNA hybrid ribonuclease activity
Source: RefSeq, a predicted model, not a curated record
AUGUCUUUGGAAAGUGAUGAGGGCAUCGGAUUUGAGGAACAGACAGUCCAGAACCCCUCUGCUGAGUUCAUACCACCUAGUGUAACAAUCCCCGUAUCAGAUGCUACUCACACGUACUGUUCCCCAGUACCACAGCAGAUACUGGACAAUCCAGAGGAGGAGUGUCUAUUAGGAGUAGACGAGGCUGGCAGGGGCCCUGUCUUGGGCCCAAUGGUGUAUGGUGUCAGUUACAGCUUGAAAAGUUUCGAGAAAACUUUACAGAAGAAGUAUGGGUUUGCGGACUCAAAGACGCUCUCUGAGGACAAGCGAACCAACCUUUUGAAGGCAAUCUGCGACAAGGAUCACGAUCUCUACAAGAAUAUUGGCUGGUGUACUACAUCUCUGACAGCACGAGACAUUUCCGCGGGAAUGCUUAAGUCCUCAUCGCAGGGAAACUACAACUUGAAUGAACAGGCUCACGACACAACCAUUGAUCUGAUCAAGAGAGUGUUGGCAAUGAAGGUAAACUUGACAGAGAUUUACAUCGACACCGUUGGUCCUCCCGCCACAUACCAGCGAAAGCUGCAGGAUAUUUUCCCGCACUUAAAGGUGACAGUCGCAAAGAAGGCAGAUGCCAUCUAUCCCUGUGUGUCUACAGCCUCGGUAUGUGCCAAGGUGACCAGGGACAUAUCGCUAGCAGUGAGCAGAACCACAGAAGACCCUUGGGGCUCGGGAUAUCCGGGUGAUCCUAAGACAGUGGCAUGGUUGAAGAAUAAUAUCGAUCCGGUUUUCGGAUGGGGGUCCAUGGUUAGACAUUCCUGGCAGACUACCAGAGACUGUCUGUUGAAAAAUGGAGGAGUAGAGUUUGUAUGGCCAGACGAUGUCCAGAAGCCCGAGCAGUUCAACGAUUUGUUCACAAAGCGAGCAGACGAGAUAACGACACAAUGGUACUUGGUAGAUUAG